AUGGUGUCUGUGCCAGUUACUAUAAUCUACUCCAAAUUCAAUUUGCCCCCAAACCCGAAGAACCAGGAGAGAAAGUCUAAGGGCAAAAAAAGCUCUAUUUUAGUAACUGAACAGGAAAUAACCUAUGUGAAAUUAAGCCUUCAAACUGCUUCUCAGGAUCUUCUUGACAAUGACAAAACUCUCCACAGCAAAGAUUUACCAUCACCUCCAAAAAAGAUUACUGCUGAGAUCUUGGCAAUAAUUUGUAUUGUUCUGAUGGCUUCUGUGUUAAAAACAAUAGUUCUUAUUUUCUCUACAGCAACACAGAAGCAGGCCAAUUCUAUCCAAAAUGCAAGAACUCAGAAAGCACAUAAUUGUAGUUGUCCAGAAGAAUGGUUUACAUAUUCCAACAGCUGUUAUUACAUUGGAAAGGAAACAAAAACUUGGGAGGAGAGUAGGAUGGCCUGUGCGUCUAUGAACUCCAGUCUGCUUUAUAUAGAUGAUGAAGAAGAAAUGAAAUUUCUGGUCUCUCUCGUACGUGAAGCAUGGAUUGGAGUCUUCCGUAACAGCAGUGAUCAUCCAUGGGUGUCAAUAAAGGGCUCAAUGUUCAAAUAUAAGUAA
This is a messenger RNA of Carlito syrichta (Philippine tarsier), 600 nucleotides long. Its product is annotated as NKG2-A/NKG2-B type II integral membrane protein-like. The coding region runs from base 1 to 600 and encodes 199 amino acids. Gene Ontology annotation, biological process: positive regulation of natural killer cell mediated cytotoxicity; stimulatory C-type lectin receptor signaling pathway. The record is from RefSeq and is a predicted model, not a curated record. The transcript is spliced from 6 exons. Lineage: Eukaryota; Metazoa; Chordata; Mammalia; Primates; Tarsiidae.